Siniperca chuatsi (mandarin fish) is the source of this 2319-nucleotide messenger RNA. RefSeq lists its product as uncharacterized. The transcript is spliced from 7 exons. The record is from RefSeq and is a predicted model, not a curated record. The coding region runs from base 601 to 1821 and encodes 406 amino acids. Lineage: Eukaryota; Metazoa; Chordata; Actinopteri; Centrarchiformes; Sinipercidae.
UAUUGGGACGUGUCAGAUGUUCAGUGUGUCUCCAGCAUCUCUACUUGAAAACCUGUUGCCACAUAAGCUCUCUCUCUCUCUAAACUGAAUCAGAAGGGUUUAGGGGGCUGAUGGGAUUAGUUUAAGCCAUUAGGAGUAGUUAAUGGUCUUUCCUGGGUUUGGUAAGUAACACUCACUAAUUGACCAGGGGCCGCAGACAGCUGAUACUGGCUCACAGCAACAAGUGGUCCCUGCUGCACUGAAGUCACUGUUCGGGACCUGCGGAGGGCUGAUAUUUAAAUAUAAAAAAGGACAUAUUAGAAGUCUUUAUCUUCACUGUGUUGGCUGAUAAACAGGCUGGAGGAGCUGGAUGUUAUUCACUGGAUAAUAACCCUAACAUUAAGAAAUCGAGAUUUUACAUUCACUUCACUUCAUCACACAGGCAUAAAAAGCUCCUUCUUGCCACUGAACUGAUCCACACAUAACUUCAGACCAGUGUGUUUGGACUCCUGUGACCAACCUCAUAAAUGCCAGGAGCAAACUCCAUGAUUCUUGCUCCAAAACACACUCCACAGUCUGUCCACUUCAUUUGUGCACAGCUUGGUUCAUCAACAUCUCAACAUGCAUCAGCACACUCACCAGUAUGCCUUCACUCCCAUCCUCCACCAAUCCUUGACCAUCCUGCCUGCUCCAGUGGGAACUCAGGACAGUAAGUUCAACACACACCCUCUCAGAGGAACAACAAAGUCCUCUUUUGCUCCUGUCACUGCCUUUCACAGAGCAACACAGAAGUUCUUCAGGCCAACUAAACGAGUGAGAUGGGGUGCGCUGCAUGUCUGCAUUGCAUGGAAGAUUUACUACCAUGAACAACUUAAGAAAAUGCAGCAAAAACCCAAAACUCUCCAUCGAGAGGGGACACCUGAGUAUCCGGCCUCCAGUCUACCUGACUCAGUACAACACAAGGAAUCAGACCAGCCCUCCUGCAGACACCCAAAUCUGGACUCUCCAUGUGGACACUCAGGAAAAACAGCUGACACUGUAAUCCACUUCAACAGAAGUUAUCCCUCUGACCUUUACACAUCUUCACCAGCAUCUUGCCUCAGCCGUACGACCAAGAGGGAGCAGCUUGACCGGGAGAAACUGGAACACAGGGGCCACCAAACUGACACAACAAAGGAUUUACCUCUUAGAGACAAAUCCUGGGAUCGAAGGGUGACUCCUGAACUCGACGGUGGAUGCAGCGGCUCGCUUGACAGGAAAAGGCAGCUUGAGUGUGACAGUGUCCUUAAAGUGAAGAGGGUGAAGCGGGAAAUUGUAGAAAACCACUUUGAUUCUUCGAAGACUCUGCGCACUGAUCCAUCUCCGUUCAGUACAACUCAUACACAUCCAUCCUCACACACCGUACCAGUGCAACACAUAAACACAAGUGAUUUAUCUGUCUUGUAUCCUAACAGCAGUAGAUGUAAUGUUACCAGAGCUCCUGGGGGACUCAUCUCUUAUGCAGGGGCUGAAAUGCAUCCAUACCAAACUGCUUCAUGGGAGCCAAUGUUGGACGCUCAUAAGAGAAUGGAUCUCCACUCUAGACAAAAUGUCCUAAAAGACAAUUCACUGAAUACCUGCAAAGCAAUCAGGAUACCUCUUGCAGCACAGUGGCAAAAAGAGGCUUUUCAUGGUUUCUUUAUGCCACCUCUUUAUCCCCCUCUUGCUCUGAGGCAGCAGGAGACUGUUUACCUCAGAGGAAGGGAGUUUUUACACUCACGUCACGAGAACUGUCAUCUCCACCACUGCAGACAUCACCUCCCUCAUCCUGGUUUUCUGGCAACAUCCUACCUGGGGCGAUGAGUCUCCCAGGUCUACUCAUUUACAGUAUGUCUGUUGAGUUCACUGGUCAUUAUGGUCUGUGCAUUAAUUCAAUAGAGCUCCACCUAGAUAUGACAAACCAGUGAAAGUGGGAAGCUUUUGAUUAAUUAUUAACAAAAGAUACUCUUUGCACUAGAACAGCUUUAAUUAGGCAAUGAAGAUUCUUAAUAAAGCAUGGAGGUUUUGAAAUUUGACAGCAACUGGGUUGGGCAACUGUGAAUCUGUAAACCUAAAAUUGAAUGCAGCCGAGUUAAGAGUUGAGGGGGUCGUUGCCUUACAUGUUAGUGUCUCUGUGAGGGUGUACUUUGGAAUAGCUGUGCUUUGAGCUAAAUGCUAACAUCAGCAUACUAACAUGCUCACAAGGAUAAUGCUAACAUGUUGAUGUUUGGCAGGUAAUGUUUACCAUGUUCAGGAUCUUAGUUUGGUACACAAAGUAACAGCUGAACCAAAGUAUUGGGCAAAUUUCUGAUUCUGAUUCUG